ACAAAAAUUGGGUAAAAUGAGUACGUACCGCUUGAUAAUCAUCAUAGUAAAUACCCUCUUCUUGGAUAAAAUCGGCAAUUUUUUCAGGAUCCGGACAGUGAUUCGACGGUUUUUAGUGAAAACCAAAGAAAAGUUUUUUGAAGGCAGAACAGACUUAGCCGCAACCAACAAAACAACUACUUCCAAGGUUUUUGGGUGGGGAGGGGGAUGGGUAGAGUGAGAAACUUAGAGAGAGAGAGAGAGAGAGAGGAGAUUGGGAUUUUGGUGUGCAGAAAAUGAGAGAAAGGGGUGGGUUUACAUAGGGAAGGAACCGCGUGCUGGAGGGGCGGUUUGGUCUUUUUACCCCAUCAAAAACCGCGCCUCCAGCACACGGUUUACGUUUCCCAACGCGCAAACCGCGCCGGUUCAUAAGUUGGUAAUCGAGUACUAAGACAUCAACAAAAUACUAACGGAGUUAAUGGAGUCUAACGGAGACUAACGACCGGUGACUAAUGGUGAAACGAGUCGUAAAGUUAGUGGUGAAUAAGAAAGUAAAUUAAUUCGGGUGACAAACUUGAAACAUUUAUGUAAUUUGAGUGACCAAACGUGUAAUUUAGCCAUUCGGUUCGUGAGAUCCCGACCGCGAAGUGGAGCACUUCGACCGCAAACUCUGGAAGGAUUCGUCGCUGGGAGAACAGAGAGUUUCCCCACUCUCUUCGCAAGCAACGUUGAUCCAGAUAGGGUUGGCAUUUCAGUUAGUUCGGUUAUAACCGAUAACCGAAAUGCCGGUUACCGGUUAACCGAGACAGGAGAGGUGACUACUGCCAACCGCCCGAAGAAAAGCUUCGGUUAGCCGGCAACCGGCCGGUCGGUUGCUUGGUUAACCGAAGUAACCGCGGCUGGGCACUAGCUUUGAUGAGGAAUCAAAAUUGGAAAAAGAGAGACAGAUGCUAAAUCAAAAGCCGCAAGCAAUCCCUAACCCUUUUGCUUUAAUUAUGCAUUAGAUAGAUUCCUGCCCAUCAUUUUGAUCCCCUCCCUUUACAUUCUCCCAAUAUAGCUCCUCCCUCCCUGCUAGCACUCUCCCCCUUCUCGAUCUGCACCUCCAUCUCCAUUCUUCACUCUAAUCAUCAAUUCGAAGAAUGAAGUUCUGGCUCCUAAGACAAAAUAAACUUACAUAGUUUAAUGGCUACAACAGAGGAGCACUGGUCGCCGUUUGGUAAAUGGCGCCGACGAGCAGAGGAGGCAGGUUGCGGGCUCGCGGCGGCGGAAGGAAUUGGAUGGCUGGCGGGCGGCGGCGAUGGCGGAGGGUCUCGACUCUCGCCGUCUCGCGAUGGCAGGCGGCAGCGGCAGGGAGCAGCGGCAGUCGGGAGGCAGUGCCGGCAGGAGGCUCUCGGCUCCAGUCUCCACUCUCGGAUCUCGGCCUCUCGCGAUGCGCAGAAGAGAUUGAGGGAUUGAGGGUCUACAGUGCGGCGUCGAUUAAGGUAGAGGCCCUAGGGAGAAUCUCGGACACGGCGUCGUCGGUUUGCUUGAGGCCGGCUAGUUGUGCCGGUUAACCGGCACGACCAGUCUCGCUACCGCCAACCGCCCGCAUAUCAUUUUUUUGGUUAUUCGGUUAACCGGUAACUGCCGGUUACGGUUUAACCGGCCGGUUAACCGGCAAUCGAUAACCGAAUGGCCAGCCCUAGAUCCAGACUGAGGAAAAAGAUCAUGUCCGUGACACACAAGUUUGCGGCCGCGAUCUUCUAUCUUCAGGCCGCGAACUAGCUCGAGAUUUUCAGCGCCUUUAAAUAGUGGAGUUGCUGGAGAGAAAAAGGAGGGUCGCCUUAUAGUUAGAAAGUUAGGGUUUUGGAGUGUUUUAGACAGGGAAUCACCUUGGGAGAGCUUUAUUGAAGAUCCAAUCAACCCAAGGAGCAAGGAGAAGGUGCAAGCAAGGAGAACAAGCUUGAUUCUAUCAUUCCCCUCUUCUAGUUUGUGUUUUCUUCCUCUCUCUAAUGACUUGAAUCUCUAAUGAUUGUUUAUGGAAUAUGAACCCGAGUUUAUAGGUUGUGUAUGAAUGGGUUAUGUAUGAAUGUGUCUGACUAGUUGAUUUGAAUGUCAUUCUAUCCUUGAUUGUGUUUGGGUAAGUCGCACUAAUCUACUCUAUUAGGGUUAGACGGGUAUACGUCAUCAAGCCAAUCGAGAUAGAUGUAUGAAUGGGGUCCUAUAGUGGUCGAAGCGACCGAACCCCAGCUAUAGGUAACCUUCCUAGAAAGAACCGCAAAUGAAACCUCGGUGUGGACGGUGGAUAGUGUCUAUUGAAAGAAGCCAUGAGCUUAAUGCCACACAUACGAUAGUCUAGAUCGAGGUGACUAUAUAUGGGUUUAGGGGAGGCGUACUUGGUGGCGUGUGGAUAACCACGAAAGCCCACAGAAAAGAGCUCACUCACCCCAUUCGAUUGACCCUACUUGACAACCAUAGCUAGGAGGAUUCGACCUUAGGCAACCAUCUCACCUCUAGCGGUUUCCCAAUCACUUGGUUGCUUGUUUAGGAGUAGGUUAAAUUAGUUCAAACCCCUCAUCAAACUUUCGACCCGAUUAUAUAGUAGUUCGGAGCAAAGUAAUAAUAAACUUAGGGAUCCCAU
Molecule: messenger RNA, 2599 nt
Organism: Linum trigynum
Lineage: Eukaryota; Viridiplantae; Streptophyta; Magnoliopsida; Malpighiales; Linaceae
Source: the annotation of a GenBank genome assembly